AUGAACGCAGAUACGUGCGUGUCAUACUGCGACAUGACCUCGAUGGAUUCGUAUUAUAGUCCGACUGGCUCGCAAGGUCGGGAACACCAGGCGAACCCGUUCAGGACUUUCGGCACCACCGAAGCCAAAUACAGCCCCACUUUCGCGGCGAGUAAAGGGCAAGCGUACGUGGGGGAGAAGUCCCGGAGUCCUUUCCAGACGGAGUGCCCGUCGCUGGACGGCGCGGAGGGAGAGGGCCCCUUCCACAAGUACCAGGUCUUCAUGCACAGACCCACCUGCAAGACUCCCCCUGAGGGCGGCAAGAUGCACCCGGACGGCAUCCUGCCCUGCUACGGAAAAGACAACAACCUGGCAGAGUCAGACCUGCCUUCCAGUGCCGACCCCCCUGGGAUGGAAAGCAGCUACCUAAAUCUAAAGGAAGCUGGAGUGAAGGGGUCAGGCGAGCGUCCAGGUUCAGAGCUUCCCAGCCCGCUGGAUAAAAGCGAGACAGAGAGCAACAAAGGCAAAAAGAGGCGUAAUCGCACUACGUUUACCAGCUACCAGCUGGAGGAGUUAGAGAAGGUCUUCCAGAAGACACACUACCCAGAUGUGUAUGCCCGUGAGCAGCUGGCACUGAGAACAGACCUGACGGAGGCUCGUGUCCAGGUGUGGUUCCAGAACCGCAGAGCCAAGUGGAGGAAGAGGGAGCGAUUUGGCCAAAUGCAACAGGUUCGAACCCAUUUUUCAACAGCUUAUGAGCUUCCCCUUCUGACUCGGCCGGAGAACUACGCCCAGGUAACUAUUGCUGCGCCCAUCACCAUCGCCAUGCACCGUAAGAUUCAACUGACAAUCAUCAUGUCUGCUCUUGGCUCUCAGAUUCAAAACCCCUCAUGGAUCGGUAGCAGCAGCGGAGCCUCUCCGGUGCCAGGUUGUGUUGUUCCCUGUGAUACAGUCCCCCCCUGUAUGCCCCCUCAUCCUCAUAGCCACGGAGGAGUCCCUGACUUCCUGGGUGUGCCAAGCCCAGGCAGCAGCCACAUGGGACAGACGCAGAUGGGGAGUCUUUUUGGGGGGCCAGGAAUGGUUGGGGGAAUUAAUGGUUACGAUCUCAAUGUUGAUCCAGACCGCAAGUCGUCCAGCAUAGCAGCACUGCGCAUGAAGGCCAAGGAGCACAGUGCUGCCAUUUCUUGGGCCACAUGAUGUUCCACCCAAGUCCUACCCCGUCC
This is a messenger RNA of Syngnathoides biaculeatus (alligator pipefish), 1202 nucleotides long. RefSeq names its product homeobox protein aristaless-like 4. Bases 1 to 1176 code for a protein of 391 amino acids. The record is from RefSeq and is a predicted model, not a curated record. Gene Ontology annotation, biological process: regulation of transcription by RNA polymerase II. The transcript has 3 exons. NCBI's taxonomy places the organism in Eukaryota, Metazoa, Chordata, Actinopteri, Syngnathiformes, Syngnathidae. Gene Ontology annotation, molecular function: DNA-binding transcription activator activity, RNA polymerase II-specific; RNA polymerase II transcription regulatory region sequence-specific DNA binding.